CCAGCUAAAAUUCCAUCUUAAAGAUGAAGAAACCGAAUUUGCAAAAUUUGAUCUCUUUGUUUCCAUAAGUUGAUUCACUACACCAACCGAAAAAGGGACUUUAAUAAAGGAGGUUCAACAUGGCUAUGACGGCAUGGGAUCACCUGGGAGAGAUUGCAAAUGUAGCCCAACUAACGGGUUUUGAUGCAGUAAGGCUAAUAGGAAUGAUUGUAAAUGCUGCUACCACCGCUCGUUUACAUAAAAAGAACUGCAGACAAUUUGCUAUGCAUUUGAGGUUGAUUGGGAAUCUAUUAGAACAGCUACAAAUUAGUGAGCUUAAGAAGUAUAAAGAGACGCGUGAACCUUUGGAGCAACUUGAGGACGCAUUGAGGAGGUCUUUCGUUUUGGUAAAUAGUUGUCAAGACCGGAGCUAUUUGUAUCUGCUUGCCAUGGGAUGGACCCUUGUUUACCAAUUCAAAAAGGCUCAAGAUGAGAUAGAUCGUUACUUGAAGAUUAUCCCACUCAUCUCACUUGUGGAUAAUUCUCGAGUCAAGGAAAGAUUGGAAUAUAUUGAAACGGAUCGGCACGAAUACACAUUAGAUGAUGAAGACCUAAAGGUGCAAGAAGUUAUAAUGAACCCUGAUCCCUCGAAUACUUAUGCUGCUGUUUUGAGGAACUCAUUUUCUUAUAGCUAUCCAGACAUGCCGUUUAAUGAAGUUAUCAAGAUCGAAAAUGAAAAGCUUCAUUCUGAAAUACAACAUUCACAAUCAUACUUGGAUGUUGACCAAUGUGAACUCAUUCAAAAUCUGAUGGAUAUCACAGAAGUUUUUGCCUCAAAUCCUCAAUUUGAGAAUGUUGUGCCUUACCAUUCGUAUGACAGCAGCAACCAAGAACAUGAAAACAACAACGAUCUACAAAUAGUUGCUUAUUCAGCUCCAAGAAGCACUUCCACUUCUGAAGUUUUUGCCUCAAAUCCUCAAUUCGAGUACACUGUGCCAUACUAUUCGUAUGACAGCAGCAACCAAAAACUUGAAACCAACAACAAUCUACAAAUAGUUGCUUAUUCAGCUCCAAGAAGCACUUCCACUUCUGAAGUUUUUGCCUCAAAUCCUCAAUUCGAGUACGCUGUGCCUUACUAUUCGUAUGACAGCAGCAACCAAGAACUUGAAAACAACGAUCUACAAAUAGUUGUCUAUUCAGCUCCAAGAAGCAUUUCAGCUACAUCCAGACAAGAUUUGCUUCCCUCUAGAAGACCCUAUCAGCGUGAAGAAUGGCAUUUUGGUAUACUUGGCUGUUGUUCCGAGCCCAUUAUGUGCUUAAAAACCUUCUUCUUUCCAUGUGGAACCCUCUCAAAGAUUGCUACAAUAGCAACAAAUAUGGAAACAACUUCUGUAGAUGUCUGCAACGAGAUAAUGGCUUACUCCCUAAUAGUUUCAUGCUGUUGCUAUACUUGUUGCAUCAGGAGGAAGCUUCGGAAUAAAUUAAACAUCAGGGGAGGGUGUUGCGGAGAUUUUUUGUUGCAUCUUUGUUGCAGUUGUUGUGCCCUAGUCCAAGAACUGCGAGAAAUCGAGACACGGAGAAUCCAUGGUAUUCAGAAGACACAAACAAGGCCUCCUUCCCAGCAAUACAUGGAAUCCUAGAAUGAUAUUAGAACUUACGAUUCUUGGCAAUCUUUUUCCUUUUACAUAAUCUAUUUUGUUGUAGUAAACUUGCUCUAUUUGGAUAAAAGUGUUCUCUAUUCUAUCACUUGCCAAUGGUGGUUAGCAAGUUUGUAUUUGAGAAAAACGAAGUUAGAAA
Messenger RNA from Erigeron canadensis, 1776 nucleotides. Its product is annotated as protein MID1-COMPLEMENTING ACTIVITY 1-like. The transcript has 9 exons. The coding region runs from base 120 to 1619 and encodes 499 amino acids. The record is from RefSeq and is a predicted model, not a curated record. Lineage: Eukaryota; Viridiplantae; Streptophyta; Magnoliopsida; Asterales; Asteraceae. Gene Ontology annotation, biological process: cell surface receptor signaling pathway.